GUCUGUGCCCUCAUCCUCGCAUGUCUCGUCGCAUACAUCAUCUUCUGGGUCUGCGCCCUCCUCGCGUGCCUAUUUGCAUACGACAACUUCUGGGUGUUCUUCUCUCGCCCUGCACACUCACACCCAAAUCCCACCCAUCCACACCUCUCCCCUUCAGGUGUCUGCGCCCUCCUCCUGGCGUGUCUAUUCGCGUAUGACAUCUUCUGGGUGUUCUUCUAUCUCCCACGCUCCUGUAUAAUCUUCACCCAUCUCCACCCAAUCACACCCAUCCCCUCCCAGGUGUGCGCCCUGCUCCUCGCCUGUCUAUUCUCGUACGACAUCUUCUGGGUGUUCUUCUCCCACCUACACACACAUAUAUGCAUUCCCUAUCCCCCACCUCUCACACCCCUCACCCCUCAGGUGUGCGCCCUGCUCCUGGCAUGUCUAUUCGCGUACGACAUCUUCUGGGUGUUCUUCUCCCACCGCUUCUUCGGAACCAACGUGAUGCUAUCAGUCGCCACGCAGCACGCCCACAACCCCGCCCACUCCGUCGCUCACUCCCUGCACCUGCCCUCUGCUGUAGCAAAGUCGAUCGUGAGGGAGAUUGAGCUGCCCGUGAAGCUGCUGUUCCCGAGGGACUUAUUUGGAGAGCUCAACAUCUUUAAAGGAGGAGGGAGAGCGCGGGAUUUCAUGGUCCUCGGCCUGGGCGAUAUGGUGAUCGCCACGCAGCACGCCCACAACCCCGCCCACUCCGUCGCUCACUCGCUGCACCUUCCCUCUGCUGUAGCAAAGUCGAUCGUGAGGGAGAUUGAGCUGCCCGUGAAGCUGCUGUUCCCACGGGAUCUGCCAUACCAGCAUGCUGCUGGCUCUUGUGCUGUGCGUGGAGCAGCACAAGAGACGGCACACUCUCAGCAGCAGCAGCACUCUCAGGACAUCUUGAGUCGACCUCUACUGGACUCUUCGCCUUCAGCGAGGGAGCGGGAGAAGGGGCAGCUGGGCUACAUGUGGGUGGCAGCGGUGGGGUAUGCCGUGGGGCUCGUGGCUGCUCUGGCUGCUGGCGUGCUCACCAGAUCACCCCAGCCUGCCUUGCUCUACCUGGUUCCUUCAACUCUCGGCCCCGUGUCGCUGGUGGCGUGGAGAAGAGGCGAGUUGGCAGAUCUGUGGGACGGCUCGCCUGGCCUCAUGCCGUUCGAUCGGGACAAGCUGGAAACGCUGGAUGUCUGA
This is a messenger RNA of Closterium sp. Naga37s-1, 1203 nucleotides long. The record is from the annotation of a GenBank genome assembly. Lineage: Eukaryota; Viridiplantae; Streptophyta; Zygnematophyceae; Desmidiales; Closteriaceae.